UCGCCGUUAACCACGGUUGACAUGUGAACUGUCCCUUCCACGCUUUAUCUGCUCAGUCCUUUGAGAUGGCUUUGCUUGGCGCUUCUUUUCUCGCUGUAAAGCAUCCCCUCGAAUCACCAAACCUGGAGGUGUCAUCUUCCUUUUGAAUCCUUGCUUUGCAGACAGUCAUGGCAGCCCGAGUUCUUGUAAUUGGCUCUGGAGGAAGGGAACAUACCCUAGCCUGGAAACUCGCACAGUCUAAUCAUGUCAAACAAGUGUUGGUUGCCCCAGGAAAUGCAGGCACUGCCUGCUCCGAAAAGAUUUCAAAUACUGCCAUCUCAGUCAGUGAUCAUGUAGCCCUUGCUCAGUUCUGCAAAGAUGAGAAAAUUGAAUUUGUAGUUGUUGGACCAGAGGCACCCUUGGCUGCUGGAAUUGUUGGGGACCUGACCUCUGCAGGAGUGCGAUGCUUCGGCCCCACCACAGAAGCAGCUCAGUUGGAGUCCAGCAAAAGGUUUGCCAAAGAGUUUAUGGACCGACAUGGAAUCCCAACUGCACAAUGGAGAGCUUUCACCAAACCUGAGGAAGCCUGCAGCUUCAUUGUGAGUGCUGACUUCCCCGCUCUGGUUGUGAAGGCCAGUGGCCUUGCAGCUGGGAAAGGGGUGAUUGUUGCAAAGAGCAAAGAAGAGGCCUGCAAAGCUGUACAGGAGAUCAUGCAGGAAAAAGCUUUUGGAGCAGCUGGAGAAACAGUUGUAAUUGAAGAACUUCUUGAAGGAGAAGAGGUGUCUUGUCUGUGUUUCACCGAUGGGAGGACUGUGGUCCCCAUGCCCCCAGCACAGGACCAUAAACGAUUACUGGAAGGAGACCUCGGACCCAACACAGGGGGAAUGGGAGCCUAUUGUCCAGCACCCCAGGUUUCCAAGGAUUUGUUACUAAAAAUUAAAAAUACUAUUCUUCAGAGGACAGUAGAUGGCAUGCAGCAAGAGGGCACUCCAUACACAGGAAUUCUGUAUGCUGGUAUAAUGCUGACGAAGGAUGGCCCAAAAGUCCUGGAGUUUAAUUGCCGUUUUGGUGAUCCAGAGUGCCAAGUAAUUCUCCCACUUCUCAAAAGCGAUCUUUAUGAAGUGAUUCAGUCUACCUUAGAUGGCCUGCUGGGCGCAUCUCUGCCCAUUUGGCUAGAAAACCACACUGCAGUGACAGUCGUCAUGGCAAGUAAAGGUUAUCCUGGAGCUUACACCAAGGGCGUGGAGAUAACAGGCUUUCCUGAGGCUCAAGCUUUAGGACUAGAGGUAUUCCAUGCAGGCACUGCCCUUAAAGAUGGAAAAGUAGUGACCAGCGGCGGUAGAGUCCUUACAGUAACAGCAGUCCAGGAAAAUCUCAAAUCAGCUCUUGAGGAAGCCAAGAAAGGACUCGCUGCUAUAAAGUUUGAGGGAGCUGUUUAUAGGAAGGACAUCGGCUUUCGUGCCAUAGCUUUCCUCCAGCACCCCAGGAGACUAACUUAUAAGGACUCUGGGGUAGACAUUGAAGCUGGAAAUACGCUGGUUAAGAAAAUUCAGCCUUUAGCAAAAGCUACAUCCAGGCCUGGCUGUGAUGUUGAUCUUGGAGGUUUUGCUGGUCUUUUUGAUUUGAAAGCAGCUGGUUUCAAAGAUCCUCUUCUGGCCUCUGGAACAGAUGGUGUUGGGACUAAACUGAAGAUCGCCCAGCUGUGCAAUAAACACAGUACCAUUGGUCAAGAUUUGGUUGCAAUGUGCGUGAAUGAUAUUCUGGCACAAGGAGCAGAGCCCCUCUUCUUCCUUGAUUAUUUUUCCUGUGGAAAACUUGACCUCAGUACAGCAGAAGCUGUUGUUGCUGGAGUCGCUGAGGCUUGUAAACAAGCUGGGUGUGCUCUCCUAGGCGGUGAGACAGCAGAAAUGCCAGACAUGUACCCUCCUGGAGAGUAUGACCUGGCAGGCUUUGCUGUCGGCGCUGUGGAGCGGGAUCAGAAACUCCCUCGCCUAGAGCAGAUCUUGGAAGGGGAUGUCAUUAUUGGAAUAGCCUCAUCUGGUCUCCACAGCAAUGGCUUUAGCCUUGUGAGGAAAAUUGUAGCACAAUCUUCACUGGAAUACUCCUCUCUCGCACCUAUUGGUUGUGGUGACCAGACUCUAGGAGACUUACUUCUAACUCCAACCAGAAUCUACAGCCGUUCACUGUUACCUGUCAUACGAUCAGGACAUGUCAAGGCUUUUGCCCAUAUUACGGGUGGAGGAUUGCUAGAAAACAUUCCCAGAGUCCUCCCUAAGAAAUUUGGAGUGGAUUUAGAUGCCCGCACCUGGAAGAUUCCUAGAAUCUUCUCAUGGCUACAGCAGGAAGGGCAGCUCUCUGAAGAAGAGAUGGCCAGAACAUUUAACUGUGGAGUUGGAGCUGCUCUCGUGGUUUCAAAAGAUCAAGCAGAGCAAAUUCAAAGAGAUAUUCAACAGCACCAGGAGGAGGCCUGGAUGAUUGGCAGUGUGGUUGCGUGCCCUGAAGGUUCCCCACGUGUGAAAGUCAAGAAUCUCAUGGAAACCUUGCAGAUAAAUGGGUUGGUAUUCAUGAAUGGCUCCCUGAAAACUCAUUUCCCUGCCCAACCUAAAAAGGCAAGAGUGGCUGUCUUGAUAUCUGGAACAGGAUCGAACCUCCAAGCACUUAUAGACAGCACUAAGGAUCCAAACAGCUCUGCUCACAUAGUUGUUGUUCUUUCCAACAAAGCCGCAGUGGCUGGAUUAAACAAAGCUGAAAGAGCUGGUAUUCCCACCAGGGUAAUUAAUCACAAAUUAUAUAAAAAUCGUGAGGAAUUUGAUAAUGCCAUUGACCAAGUUCUUGAAGAGUUCUCUAUAGACAUAGUCUGUCUUGCAGGAUUCAUGAGAAUUCUGUCUGGCCCUUUUGUUAGAAAAUGGGAUGGGAAAAUGCUCAAUAUCCACCCAUCCCUACUCCCUUCUUUUAAGGGUUCAAAUGCUCAUGAGCAGGUCCUGAAAGCUGGAGUCACAAUCACUGGGUGUACUGUGCACUUUGUAGCUGAAGAUGUAGAUGCUGGACAGAUUAUUUUACAAGAAGCUGUUCCUGUGAAGAGAGAUGACACCAUUGCAACUUUGUCUGAAAAAGUAAAAGUAGCAGAACACAAAAUAUUUCCUAAAGCCCUUCAGCUUGUGGCCAGUGGAACUGUACAGCUUGGAAAAAAUGGCAAGAUCUGUUGGGUCAAAGAAGAAUAAAGCCAAUUUUGAAAGAAUUACUGCUCUUUGCUUGGUGGCUUUGUAUAUAUACUGGGCUUAAAAGAAAAAAGACUUCAUUCUUAUUUUGUUGGC
This is a messenger RNA of Octodon degus (degu), 3293 nucleotides long. RefSeq names its product phosphoribosylglycinamide formyltransferase, phosphoribosylglycinamide synthetase, phosphoribosylaminoimidazole synthetase (gene Gart). The coding region runs from base 168 to 3200 and encodes 1010 amino acids. Gene Ontology annotation, cellular component: cytosol. The record is from RefSeq and is a predicted model, not a curated record. Gene Ontology annotation, biological process: 'de novo' IMP biosynthetic process; adenine biosynthetic process. Lineage: Eukaryota; Metazoa; Chordata; Mammalia; Rodentia; Octodontidae. Gene Ontology annotation, molecular function: phosphoribosylformylglycinamidine cyclo-ligase activity; ATP binding; phosphoribosylglycinamide formyltransferase activity. The transcript has 22 exons.